ACAGAGCAAAAACCUUCAUCCAUGUGGAGGGCAGUCUGAGGGAGCCACUGUGUCCACUGAGUGGUCUGAGUUUCCUCCUCUUCUGGCAGUGGCAUCUCCGCUGAGCUUUCAAACCGAGUCAUCCGGAGUUAGCAUUUUCCCACCCGGCAGGGAAGAGAGGAGUUGGCAAGAAUUUGGCUCACCCAUUCCCCCUGCAAUCCUCUGGUGUCUCGGAGCACUGGGCUUCUACCAUGACUGACACCGUGUUCAGCAACAGCUCUAGCCGUUGGAUGUGUCCCAGUGACCGACCCCAGCAAUCAAAUGAUAAAGAACAGCUCCAGACGGGAUGGUCUGUUCACCCCAGUGGUCAGGCAGACAGAGGGAGGAAGCAGGAAGAGCUGACAGAUGAGGAGAAGGAGAUCAUCAACAGGGUGAUUGCUCGUGCUGAGAAGAUGGAAGAGCUGGAGCAGGAGCGCAUCGGGCGCCUGGUGGACCGUCUGGAGAACAUGAGGAAGAACGUGGCUGGGGACGGGGUGAACUGCUGCAUACUGUGUGGAGAACAGCUGGGGAUGCUGGGCUCUGCCUGUGUAGUGUGUGAGGACUGUAAGAAGAAUGUCUGCACCAAGUGUGGGGUGGAGACCUUCAACAGCCGCCCACACCCUGUGUGGCUCUGCAAAAUCUGCAUCGAGCAGAGAGAGGUGUGGAAGCGCUCUGGAGCAUGGUUCUUCAAGGGCUUCCCCAAACAGGUCCUCCCACAGCCUAUGCCCAUAAAGAAGACCAAGCCCCAGCAGCCAGCCAGUGAGCCCGCUGCCCCUGAGCAGCCCACCCCUGAGCCCAAACACCCUGCCCGGGCUCCAACUCGAGGUGACUCUGAUGACAGGAGGGGCCCAGGUCAGAAGACAGGCCCUGACCUGGCCUCUGCUCCUGGGCAAGGAAGCUAUGGGCCUCCUGUGCGCAGGGCCUCCGAGGCACGAAUGAGCUCAUCUAGCCGGGACUCAGAGAGCUGGGACCAGAGCCACGGCGGAGCUGCUGGUGACCCCAGCCGGGGCUCAGCAGGUUUGAGACGGGCCAACUCAGUGCAGGCCUCUAGACCCACCCCGGCUUUGAUACAGAGUCCAGCGCCCCCCCAGCCUGGGCAGCCAGGACCCCCAGGAGGCAGCAGACCCAGUCCUGGGCCAGCAGGACGUUUUUCAGAUCAGAGACCAGAGGUGGCUCUGAGUGACCCCGCCUGUACAGGGGCCACCGCCCCACCGCGAGAGGAGAGAGUGGGGGGAGUUGGGGGCUAUUCGGCAGUUGGAGCCAGGGAGGACCGAGCGGGCCACCCACCCUAUUCCCAAGCGUCUGCUGCUGCUCCCCAGCCGGCCGUGGUCCCAGCCCACCAGCCCCCACGCCCAGUGGAGGAGGAGGAGGAGGAGGAAGCCAACAGCUAUGAUUCAGAUGAAGCAACCACCCUGGGUGCCCUGGAGUUCAGCCUUCUCUACGACCAGGACAACAGCUCCCUGCACUGCACCAUCAUAAAGGCCAAGGGACUGAAGCCCAUGGAUUCCAAUGGCUUGGCCGAUCCCUACGUUAAGCUGCACCUCCUACCGGGAGCCAGCAAGUCCAACAAGCUUCGUACAAAAACCCUGCGGAACACCCGAAAUCCCAUCUGGAAUGAGACUCUGGUCUAUCAUGGCAUCACGGAUGAAGACAUGCAGAGGAAGACCCUCAGGAUCUCUGUCUGUGAUGAGGACAAAUUUGGUCAUAACGAGUUUAUCGGUGAGACCAGAUUCUCGCUCAAAAAAUUGAAGCCCAACCAGAGGAAGAACUUCAAUAUCUGUCUGGAGCGGGUGAUCCCGAUGAAGCGUGCUGGAACCACCGGGUCAGCCCGAGGCAUGGCCCUUUAUGAGGAGGAGCAGGUGGAGCGUAUUGGUGACACAGAGGAACGCGGCAAGAUCCUGGUGUCCCUCAUGUACAGCACACAGCAGGGAGGCCUCAUUGUGGGCAUCAUACGCUGCGUGCACCUGGCGGCCAUGGACGCCAAUGGCUACUCAGAUCCAUUCGUCAAGCUCUGGCUGAAACCAGAUAUGGGAAAGAAAGCCAAACAUAAGACUCAAAUUAAGAAGAAAACGUUGAAUCCUGAAUUUAAUGAGGAAUUUUUCUACGACAUCAAACAUAGUGACCUGGCGAAGAAGUCACUGGACAUCUCAGUCUGGGACUAUGACAUUGGCAAGUCCAAUGAUUACAUCGGAGGCUGCCAGCUGGGGAUCUCAGCCAAGGGAGAGCGCUUAAAACACUGGUACGAGUGUCUGAAAAACAAGGACAAGAAGAUAGAACGCUGGCACCAGCUACAGAAUGAGAACCACGUGUCAAGCGAUUAGGAUGGCGCCCAGGUCCCCACCUCCAUGCCCCAGCCCAUGCCCCGUCACCCCACAGCCUGUCCCAGCUGCCCGUUGCACUCUGGUCUCUCUUCUCUACGCCUCCCCCAACCCCAUCACUCCUGGAGCCUGCCUUUGAAGUCUCCCCCGCACCUUGGACAUUGCCACCAAAAACCUCCCCUCUCCUCAACACUGCGAUGCGGGCUCUGAAUGCAGCCCCUCUCUGAUCCCUCCAGGAUGGAGCCAUAGGGAUGGGGAUGGGGAGAUUUUUCACAAGGAGGUUGUUAAUUUAACAACCUCUCAGCCUGGGUAAAUUACAGAGGCUCUUCAUCAUUUAGGACUGUUUUUAGACCCUCCUGGCCUUGGACACACGCACAUAACACACACACA
This is a messenger RNA of Aethalodelphis obliquidens (Pacific white-sided dolphin), 2726 nucleotides long. It is a transcript of the gene RPH3A, whose product is annotated as rabphilin 3A. The transcript has 22 exons. NCBI's taxonomy places the organism in Eukaryota, Metazoa, Chordata, Mammalia, Artiodactyla, Delphinidae. Bases 231 to 2339 code for a protein of 702 amino acids. The record is from RefSeq and is a predicted model, not a curated record. Gene Ontology annotation, cellular component: synapse; neuron projection; postsynaptic membrane. Gene Ontology annotation, biological process: exocytosis; regulation of calcium ion-dependent exocytosis; intracellular protein transport. Gene Ontology annotation, molecular function: small GTPase binding.